CCACACCCCUUUCCUGCCCUCUUGCCACGGCCCACCUGCCCACGGCGGGUUAAGGCUGGGAGGCCGCACCGUGCGGCGAGGGCCGCCGCACAUGCGCCUUGAGGAAAGAUGGCACCUGCCGGCGGCUGCUGCUGCUGCUACUGCUGCUGGGGCGGCGCUGUGGCUGCCGCGGAUGCCGUCCGGCGCGUCCUGGUGCUGCUGUUGUUGGGGGUCCUGUCCGCCGGGCUAUGCCCGGGCGCCGUGGCCACCGAGCACUACUCGCCGCUGUCGCUGCUCAAGCAGGAGCUGCAGCACCGGCAGCAGCAGGAGGCCCCGGCAGGCGGCGGCUGCAGCCCUCAGUCCGGGGACUGGGGAGACCAGUACUCGGUCGAGUGCGGCGAGUCAUCCUUUUUGAACUUCCACGACUCAGACUGCGAACCCAAAGGACCACCACCCUGUGACUCAUUACUUUCCCUCAACACUGAAAAGAUUCUGAGCCAGGCCAAGUCUAUUGCAGAACAAAAGAGAUUCCCGUUUGCUACGGAUAAUGACAGCACAAACGAAGAGCUAGCUAUUGCUUAUGUGUUGAUUGGCAGUGGACUCUAUGAUGAAGCGAUAAGACAUUUUUCGACAAUGCUUCAGGAGGAGCCUGAUCUGGUUAGUGCAAUUUAUGGCCGAGGGAUAGCCUAUGGAAAGAAGGGACUACAUGACAUUAAGAAUGCUGAGCUUGCUCUGUUCGAACUGAGCCGAGUAAUUACCUUGGAACCAGAUCGUCCAGAGGUAUUUGAACAGCGAGCAGAAAUUCUGUCCCCUCUGGGACGAAUUAAUGAAGCAGUGAACGAUCUCACCAAAGCUAUCCAGCUUCAGCCCUCAGCACGGUUGUACAGACACCGGGGGACCCUGUACUUCAUAUCAGAGGACUAUGCAACAGCCCACGAAGACUUUCAGCAGUCCUUAGAACUGAACAAAAACCAACCUAUAGCCAUGCUAUACAAAGGUCUAACUUUCUUUCACAGAGGACUUUUGAAGUUUCCAGAGGAUUCCACAGUGGCCAGGUGCGCUGUGUGUUCCCUAAGGACUCCUCACCUGUGCCCCCUUCUCCGAUGCCGGCAGAAGCUAUGCCCCAAACGCCCCCAACUCAAGGAAGCUAUUGAAUCCUUCAAAGAAGCCUUGAAGCAAAAAGUUGAUUUUAUUGAUGCGUAUAAAAGUCUGGGACAGGCCUAUAGAGAACUGGGCAAUUUCGAAGCUGCCACCGAGAGCUUUCAGAAGGCACUGUUGCUCAACCAAAAUCAUGUGCAGACCCUGCAGCUUCGGGGAACGAUGCUUUAUCACCAUGGCAGCCUGCAGGAAGCCCUGAAAAACUUCAAGCGGUGUCUGCAGCUCGAGCCCUAUAAUGAGGUGUGCCAGUACAUGAAAGGACUCAGCCAUGUUGCCAUGGGACAGUUCUAUGAAGGAAUAAAAGCACAGACUAAAGUCAUGCUAAAUGAUCCUCUCCCGGGCCAGAAGGCUAGCCCAGAGUAUCUGAAAGUGAAAUAUCUCCGAGAGUAUUCUCGAUAUCUUCACGCACACCUUGAUACUCCUCUUACGGAAUAUAACAUUGAUGUGGAUCUGCCUGGAAGCUUUAAAGACCACUGGGCUAAAAAUCUACCUUUCCUCAUAGAAGACUAUGAAGAGCAGCCAGGGUUGCAACCCCACAUAAAAGACGUGUUACAUCAGAACUUUGAGAGUUAUAAGCCCGAGGUACAAGAGCUCAUCUGUGUAGCUGAUCGUUUGGGAUCACUGAUGCAAUAUGAGACACCUGGUUUCCUGCCAAACAAGAGAAUACACAGAGCCAUGGGUUUGGCGGCGUUGGAGGUCAUGCAAGCUGUCCAGCGUACGUGGACCAACUCGAAAGUUCGAAUGAAUGGGAAAACACGGCUAAUGCAAUGGAGAGACAUGUUUGACAUCGCAGUAAAGUGGAGACGGAUUGCCGACCCAGACCAGCCAGUGUUGUGGUUAGAUCAAAUGCCAGCACGAAGUCUUAGCAGAGGUUUUAAUAACCACAUCAAUUUGAUCAGGGGUCAGGUGAUUAACAUGAGAUACCUGGAGUAUUUUGAGAAGAUUCUUCAUUUUAUUAAAGAUAGAAUUCUUGUUUAUCACGGAGCUAAUAAUCCUAAAGGAUUAUUGGAAGUUAGAGAAGCUCUGGAAAAGGUACACAAAGUAGAAGAUCUUCUUCCGAUUAUGAAGCAGUUUAAUACUAAAACGAAGGAUGGGUUCACGGUGAACACAAAAGUUCCCAGCCUCAAAGAUCAAGGGAAGGAAUAUGAUGGAUUCACAAUCACAAUUACAGGAGACAAGGUUGGCAACAUACUCUUUUCUGUGGAAACGCAAACCACAGAAGAAAGAACACAAUUCUAUCACGCUGAGAUAGAUGCGCUUUAUAAAGACCUCACAGCAAAAGGAAAAGUACUGAUUCUUUCAUCAGAAUUUGGGGAGGCUGAUGCUGUUUGCAACUUAAUCUUAUCCUUAGUUUAUUACUUUUAUAAUUUAAUGCCACUCUCUCGAGGAUCCAGUGUGAUAGCUUACUCUGUGAUCGUGGGAGCUUUGAUGGCAAGUGGAAAAGAAGUGGCAGGAAAAAUCCCCAAAGGGAAGUUAGUUGACUUUGAAGCUAUGACAGCUCCUGGUUCAGAGGCCUUUAGCAAAAUAGCCAAAAGCUGGAUGAACCUAAAAAGUAUUUCACCUUCUUAUAAGACUCUCCCAUCCGUGUCGGAGACGUUCCCUACAUUAAGAUCAAUGAUCGAGGUGCUAAACACGGACUCCUCUCCACGUUGUCUUAAGAAACUCUAGUUACGCUGUGGUAUUUAUACAAGUAAAGGGCCGGACCUCUUGCUUCUUAAGUUAUUUUUUAAAACAUGGAAUUAUAAAGAAACUAGGUCCUUUAUUACUUUUGAUACCAAUUUUUGAUAGGAAUUGAAUACUUGAAAUCAUUUUCUUUACUUUUUGAACCAUAACAAAAAUCAUGAAAGAGGGUUUUUUUGGGGCGGGGGGAAAGCUCUAUGUUGGGGCAGGAAAAUGUAUGUAGAGGCCAGCGGCGUUGUUGGUUUCCACUUACAAAGUCCUAAAACUCCUUCCUCGCAGCAAAAAAGUUGACUUCAAAAACCAAAAAUUAAUCAUUAAAAGGAACAAAACCAACAACAAAACAGAAGCGUUUUCAUUCCUUGAAAGAUUUGUAUAUUUUUCAAAGGCCUUUUUAUGCACAUUGUGAUAGGGCAUCGUGUUUCUCACAUAAUCUUCACGAGUGGGUUCUCCGUUGUAUUUGAACGAUGGAAGAUUCCUGGGCCGUCACCAUGCGCCGCAGAGCUCACUGCCGGGAACAUUUGUUUUGAAUGAUGCAGACAGUAUUUGCCAGUGACCCAAACACUGAAUUACUGAACCAUGUUUUUUUUUUCUCUGUGUUGGAAAAAAUAAACGAGGGGUGAUUUCUAUAAAUCACCAGUUUUUGGCACUGGAUUAUGUAUGAUUUUAUUUUGUGAACUAGUUUCACUUUCAGGUGUAAGAACAUCUGGAACAUGACUGAUUUUUUUUUUCCUCCCCAAGACAGGGUAAAUGACAGUGAAUAAAACGGGUUCAUUAAAUUAUUGCCAUUUCCAAAUCAUUUUCAU
Messenger RNA from Zalophus californianus (California sea lion), 3620 nucleotides. RefSeq names its product tetratricopeptide repeat domain 13 (gene TTC13). The transcript has 24 exons. Lineage: Eukaryota; Metazoa; Chordata; Mammalia; Carnivora; Otariidae. The record is from RefSeq and is a predicted model, not a curated record. Gene Ontology annotation, molecular function: protein binding. The coding region runs from base 109 to 2805 and encodes 898 amino acids.